CUUAUUUAAUAUCUCCCUUUUAACAAAUUAAAGUUCGAUCUGUUUCAAAUUAAGUUGAGGGAAAAGUAAUAAUAAAACAUGGCAAAGAUCUCUAUUGUGCUUCUCGUUGUCGCUCUUAUUGUCUUUCUACAUGUCUCUGAGGCUCAACGUUCAACAGAUAAAGACGAACAAAAAGAUAAAGAAGAAAAAGUAACUGAAAACGACAAAGACAAAGAAAGAAAUAAAGACGAAAACGUACUUGAAAAUGACAAAGACAAAGUCAAAGACAAAGACAAGGAAAGAGAUAAAGACGAAAAAGUUCUUGAAAACGACAAAGACCAAGACAAAGACAAAGAAAGAGAUAAAGAGGAGAAAGUAAUUGAAAAGGACCUGGAUGAAGCCAAGGACUUGAUCGCAGAAGACUUGAAAGAAAAGAAAGCCAACCUUAAGAGCUUGGAAACCCAGGUGAAUGAGUUAACCAAAUCUGAGACGGUGUUGGAUGAGCUCGGAGAAGCUCACAAAAAGGGUAAGAGUCUAAAACCUUAUGAGAAAAAGCUUAAGAAAUUCAACAGAAGGAUUAAGCGGACACCAAAGAAAAAGAGAUAUGGAUCCAUAAUCCAGAGCAUUUUGAAGGAUUUGGGAUUAAACAGAGGGAGAUAUUGAAACAUGAACUAGGGUUUCAUGAACGUUAUAAGGAGGUUUCAUAUUGGCCCCAUGAAGUUUGGCUUUACAAAUGAGAGGAACUAAUAAUUUGCCCAUUGUAUAUAUUUAUUUAAUUGCACAUAAAUUUAAUAUUAAAUCAACUGUAAUACUAUUAAAUGAAAGUAUUGCUAGUAAUAUUGUAAUAUAUUUUUGCGCUAAUGUUUUGUUAAUUUGUUA
Brassica oleracea var. oleracea is the source of this 858-nucleotide messenger RNA. RefSeq names its product splicing regulatory glutamine/lysine-rich protein 1-like. The transcript has a single exon. The record is from RefSeq and is a predicted model, not a curated record. The coding region runs from base 79 to 642 and encodes 187 amino acids. NCBI's taxonomy places the organism in Eukaryota, Viridiplantae, Streptophyta, Magnoliopsida, Brassicales, Brassicaceae.